This is a messenger RNA of Vicugna pacos (alpaca), 501 nucleotides long. RefSeq names its product olfactory receptor 9G19-like. Gene Ontology annotation, molecular function: G protein-coupled receptor activity; olfactory receptor activity. NCBI's taxonomy places the organism in Eukaryota, Metazoa, Chordata, Mammalia, Artiodactyla, Camelidae. Gene Ontology annotation, cellular component: membrane. Gene Ontology annotation, biological process: G protein-coupled receptor signaling pathway. The record is from RefSeq and is a predicted model, not a curated record.
UGUGCAUUUUUGGUAGCAGCCUCUUAUGUUGGAGGCUUUAUUAACUCUUCCAUCGUUACCAAAGGAACUUUUGCCUUGAACUUCUGUAGUAACAAUAUUAUUGAUGACUUUUUUUGUGAUAUCCCACCACUUGUGAAGCUGGCUUGUGGCAGGAAGGAUAGCUUCCAGGCUGUGCUGUACUUUGUCCUGGCCUCCAACGUCAUCACACCCUCUGCGCUCAUACUCACUUCCUACCUCUUCAUCAUCGCCACCAUCUUGAAGAUCCACUCCACCCAGGGUCGCUUCAAAGCCUUCUCCACCUGCUCCUCCCACCUGAUCUCUGUCACCUUGUACUAUGGCUCCAUUCUCUACAUCUAUGCUCAUCCACGAUCGAGCUAUUCUUUGGACAGGGACAAAAUAGUUUCUACAUUUUACACCAUGGUGUUUCCCAUGUUGAAUCCCAUGAUCUAUAGCCUGAGGAAUAAGGAUGUGAAAAAGGCUCUGAAUAAACUCUUCAAAUAA